Momordica charantia (bitter melon) is the source of this 511-nucleotide messenger RNA. NCBI's taxonomy places the organism in Eukaryota, Viridiplantae, Streptophyta, Magnoliopsida, Cucurbitales, Cucurbitaceae. The record is from RefSeq and is a predicted model, not a curated record.
GGUGUGGUGCCGGUUCUGACUAGGGCUGUUUCGAAUGGUUCGAGUGGGUUGGAAAGUGGUUCUUCGCCGUCGCUCGUUUCACCUGGUUUGAUUCCGGCGACGACCAAUGCUCCGGUGACUACCAGUGCGCCGUCUUCCACCGGUACAACUCAAAUGUUGAGAGAUUUUUCGUUGGAUAUUUACGAGAAAAAAGAGCUCGAAUUCAUGGGUCGCUCAAGCCCUGAAAAUUGUCAAACACCAUGUUCAAAACCUUGAAAAUCACUUUUAACUCUCUUCUCUUCGCUGUCUCGAGUAGGCAUUUUGGGCAAAUAUUAUUUUCCCUCGAAUAAACACUGUUAGCUUAGCUGUGUAAAAAGAGUAAGAAAUUCUUUGUUUUUGCUCUCUCUCUCUCUAAAUUUAUAUGCAAUUUUCUGGCAGUGGGUGUAGUAAGAAAUAUUAUGAGAACUCUGCAGCUUAAAGCACAAACUUACUGAAAUAUCUGACUUAAUCAAUGGAAAUUUAUGCUGUAAAA